AUGGUUCCUCUUAAGUGUAUCAGAGAGUUAAAGGUUGGGUUCUACGAUGCUACGUGUCCAAAAGCGGAAUCAAUCGUUAACCAAAUAGUGCAAAAACGAUUCACGUCUGACCCGUCCAUUGUACCCGCUUUACUUCGCAUGCAUUUUCAUGAUUGCUUUGUUAGAGGUUGUGAUGCAUCUAUCUUGAUUGACUCAACCAAAGAAAAGCAAUCAGAAAAAGAUGCAGGACCGAAUCAAACUGUGCGUGGAUUUGAGCUCAUUGACGAGGCUAAGGCAGCCUUAGAGGCUCGAUGCCCUUCAAUUGUCUCAUGUGCAGACAUCAUAACACUUGCAACACGAGAUGCUGUGGUUUUAGCUGGAGGUCCUAAAUACACAAUCCCGACAGGAAGACGUGACGGUUUGACUUCUGAUAUUAAUGAAGUAAAUUUACCAGGACCACAAUUUAGUGUGUCUCAGGCAUUACAAUCUUUUACCGAUAAAAAAUUAAAUCUCAAUGAAAUGGUGACACUAUUAGGUGCACAUACAGUUGGUGUCUCUCAUUGCAGUUUCUUUCAAGACCGACUUUCUAAUUUCCAAGGCACUGGACAACCUAAUCCUUCAAUGGACCCUACUUUAGCUGCCAAGCUGAGCAAGACUUGCAGCUCUGACACCUCAUCUGGAAGGGACCCUACUGUAUUUUUGGACCAAAAUACAUCAUCUAUUUUUGAUAACCAAUUUUAUAAGCAGAUUGUUUUAAAGAAAGGGAUAUUGCAGAUUGAUCAAGAGCUUGCCAUGGAUCAAUCUACUAGGAAUAUUGUCUUGAGUUUCGCAUCAAACGACGUUAGAUUCAAACAAAGUUUUGCAAAUGCUAUGGUGAAAAUGGGAACUAUUGAUGUUCUUGUGGGUAAUGCUGGUGAAAUUAGACAAAAUUGUAGAGUUUUUAAUAAAGUAGCAAAACCAUCAACACCACCUCCCAAGGGUCAACAAUUCACACCACCAUCAACUCAACCCACCAAGCCACCGCCAUCAACUCCAUCCACCAAGCCAUCACCAUCAAUUCCACCUUCUAAGCCACAACCAUCCACCCCAUCUGCUAAGCCAAAACCACAAGUUCCACCUUCUAAGCCGCCACCAUCAACCCCGCCUGCCAAACCAAAACCACAAAGCCCACAUUCCAAGCCGCCAGCAUCAAUCCCAAUCACCAAACCAAAAUCAGUGAAGCCAAAGAAUAAAAAGAAACCAUCGAAACCAAAAGAUAAGAAGAAACCACCAAAGCCAAAAGAUAAGAAAAAAUCAUCAAAAUCAAAGUCAUCUAAACCCAAACACAGAAAAUGA
Molecule: messenger RNA, 1314 nt
Organism: Carica papaya (papaya)
Lineage: Eukaryota; Viridiplantae; Streptophyta; Magnoliopsida; Brassicales; Caricaceae
Product: peroxidase 57
Biological process (GO): hydrogen peroxide catabolic process; response to oxidative stress
Molecular function (GO): peroxidase activity; heme binding
Source: RefSeq, a predicted model, not a curated record